Messenger RNA from Danio aesculapii, 4440 nucleotides. RefSeq lists its product as uncharacterized. The record is from RefSeq and is a predicted model, not a curated record. The coding region runs from base 21 to 3296 and encodes 1091 amino acids. Lineage: Eukaryota; Metazoa; Chordata; Actinopteri; Cypriniformes; Danionidae. The transcript is spliced from 19 exons.
UAGACUGUAAAGGUGUAGAAAUGUCUUAUAAUAUCUACGAAGAUGUGUUCAGGGCCGAGUCUGGAGGAAGGAACAGAGAUCUAUUGGAAGUAACAGUGGCUAUUUAUGAGAGUGCAGACUGUGUGAAAGAUCAAGACUUCAGGACAAACACACAACAACCACUUCAACAAACAGGAAGUGGAUCAUUAAAGACAAACACCAGAGCAACUACAGUAUGUUUGGUGCUGCUGUGUUUUCUUCUGCUGACUGCAGUCAUAGUGCUAAGCAUCUACAUCUAUACAAACUACACACAAGAGACCAGAAUUACUAUCCUCAAAGAAGAGAGUGACCAGCUAAUAAUCAACAUGACCAACUUCACAGAAAAGAGAGAUCAACUACUAAUCAACAUGACCAACCUCAGAGAAGAUAGAGAUCAACUUGUAAUCAACAUGACCAAACUCACAGAAGAGAGAGAUCAACUACAAACUAACAUUAACCAAAUCCUGAAAAAUAAAGAGAAGAGAUUAUUAUCUGAGAAUGAUUCUUUAAUGAAACAAAGAGCGCAGUUACAGCAGGAGAAAAAUGACCUGCAGAAGUGUCUUCAAGAAUUGGGUGGAUGCUUUUAUUAUCAGUCCAGAUUAUACUUCAUUUCCUCUGAAAAGAAAAGAUGGACUGAGAGCAGAAGAUACUGUACAGACAGAAAAGCAGAUCUGAUCAUCAUAAACAACAGACAAGAACAGGAUUUUGUUAAGAAAAUAUCUGGUGGUGAUUUGGUCUGGAUUGGUCUGACUGACAGCGCUAAAGAGGGCAGUUGGAAAUGGGUUGAUGGCACCAUCAUGACCACUGAGUUCUGGAAUCAUGGAGAGCCCAAUGGACAUUAUAGCGAGAACUGUGCUUUGUCUCGUUCAUCAGGAUGGGAUGAUUAUCCAUGUGAUCAUACUUUUCGGUGGAUCUGGGCAGAGGGCAAUUUCCUGGACUGUUACACUGCCAAGCAGUGGGGUAUGCCCACUAUUCCCCUCCCUUCUCCCAUUUCUGUCUGGUCAUUAGCUGGUCAGCUCAUCUCUACCAUUACCCACAUCACCCCUCGUGAGGAGACAGCCAAUUUAACUAAGGUCCCGGUUGAGUACCAUGGUCUUCGCCAAGUCUUUAGCAGGUCUCGGGCCAGAUUUCUCCCUCCUCAUCGACUAUACAACUGUGCCAUUGAUCUCUUCCCAGGCACUUCUCUGCCCAAGGGUCGCUUGAAUUCCCUUUCUGGUCUAGAAAGAGAGGCUAUGCAAAGCCCUUGCCCAUUCCCUCUCGUCCAUGGCCACACCUGGCCCUUGACUUUGUUUCUGGCCUUCCCCCCUCAAGAGGAAAUCAUGACUGUAGUGGACCGUUUUUCUAAAGCAGCCCAUUUUAUAGAUAACUUUCCGGCAUACAGUGUCAGGAGACUGUUAGAUGUCAGACGCCGGGACCGGGGUUUCCAGUAUCUAGUGGACUGGGAGGGUUAUGGUCCUGAGGAGAGGAUUUGGAUUCUGGCUCUGCAUGUUCUAGCGAUGGGAGUAGAAAUGUGUAAUAAUAUUUAUGAGGAUGUGUUCAGGACCGUGUCUGGGGGAAGGAACAUAGAUCUAUUGGAGAUGACGGUGGCUAUUUAUGAGAGUGCAGACUGUGUGAAAGAUCAAGACUCCAGGACAAACACACAACAACCUCUUCUACAAACAGGAAGUGGUUCAUUAAAGACAAGCACCAGAGCUUCUCCAGUAUGUUUGGUGCUGCUGUGUUUUCUUAUGCUGACUGCAGUCAUAGUGCUAAGCGUCUACAUCUAUACAAACUACACACAAGAGACCAGAAUUACUAUCCUCACAGAAGAGAGUGACCAGCUACUAAUCAACAUGACCAACCUCACAGAAGAGAGAGAUCAGCUACUAACCAGGGUCAAAGUUUUCAGUUUAGAGAAAGAUCAGUUAGAGAAUGAGAACCAAAUCCUGAAAAAUAAAGAGAAGAGAUUAUUAUCUGAGAAUGAUUCUUUAAUGAAACAAAGAGCGCAGUUACAGCAGGAGAAAAAUGACCUGCAGAUGUUUCUUUAUGAACAGGGCGGAUGCUUUUAUUAUCAGUCCAGAUUAUACUUCAUUUCCUAUGAGAAGAAGAGCUGGUCUGAGAGCAAAAGAUACUGUAGAGACAGAAAAGCAGAUCUGAUCAUCAUAAACAACAGAGAAGAGCAGGAUUUUGUUAAGAAAAUAUCUGGUGGUGAUAUGAUUUGGAUUGGUCUGACUGACAGUGAUGAGGAGGGCAAUUGGAAAUGGGUUGAUGGCACCAGCCUGACCACUGGUUUCAGGUUUUGGGGCACUUUUGAACCCAAUGGAAAAAGAGGAGAGAACUGCGCUGUAUCUUAUUCUUCCGGAUGGGCUGAUUAUCCAUGUAAUGCUUAUUUUCAGUGGAUCUGUGAGAAAAGAGCAAAAGGCACACAAAGAACAUUCAGCAUUAGCCGUUUAAGCUUAUUAGCCUGUAAUAGAGUAGAAAUGUCUAAUGAUGUUUAUAAUGAUGUGUUUAGCAUCGGGUCUGGGAGACGGAAAACAGAGAAAGUGGAGAUGACGGUGGCUAUUUAUGAGAGUGCAGACUGUGUGAGAGAUCAAGACUUCAGGACAAACACACAACAAUCAUUUCAACAAACAGGAAGUGGAUCAUUAAAGACAAGCACCAGAGCAUCUCCAGUAUGUUUGGUGCUGCUGUGUUUUCUUCUGCUGACUGCAGUCAUUAUACUGAGUGUCUACAUCUAUACAAACUACACACAAGAAACCAGAUUAACUAUCCUCACAGAAGAGAGAGAGCAGCUACUAAUAAAAAUAACCAACCUUACAGAAAAGAGAGACCAGCUACUAAAUAACAUUGUCAAUAUAACAGAAGAGAGAGACCAGCUAACACAAAGAGCGCAGUUAUGGCAGGAGAAAAAUUACCUGCAGAAGCAUCUUGAUGAAUUGGAUGGAUGGUUUUAUUAUCAGUCCAGUUUUUACUUCAUUUCCUCUGAGAAGAAGAACUGGCCUGAGAGCAGAAGGUACUGUACAGGGAAAAAAGCAGAUCUGAUCAUCAUAAACAACCGAGAGGAACAAGAUUUUGUUAAGAAAAGAUCUGGUGGUGCUGUGUUCUGGAUUGGUCUGACUGACAGCGCUAAAGAGGGCAGUUGGAAAUGGGUUGAUGGCACCAUCAUGACCACUGAGUUCUGGAAUCAUGGAGAGCCCAAUGGACAUAAUAGCGAGAACUGUGCUGUGUUUCGUUCAUCAGGAUGGGCUGAUUAUCGAUGUGAUAAUACCUUUCAAUGGAUCUGUGAGAACAGCAUUUAAAAAGUCUUUAAAUCACAUGCUGCACACAUACACUCUCACUAGUUAUCUAAUUAAAACUAUAUUCUAAACAUUGUUAGUUACAUUAUUGAAUAAAUCUGUUCUAUCAGUUCAAAUGUAAUCACCAGGCUUCAUCCUCAUUCAACACCACAAAACACUUUACACAGGACUAUUAAACAGCCUUACCUGUUGAGCAUCACCAGCAUAAAACAAGCACACACACAUGCUGCAACCCUAUUCAUAAUCUAUCUGUCCUAAAUACUAUUUGCGUGUCCCUAGUCAGAGUAUGUUUAAAUGGUUAUGACCAAGUAAUCUGGAUGGUUUAUUUCCAUGCAGACUCUCAAAUCUAAUAUUGGAUGUGAAUUUGAUUUAACAGGUUUAUUAGCAAACACUUGUAAAAAGUGUUUGUAACUGUAAUUUAACUUCGUUUAUAAGGACGGGUUGGGAAUAGUAUUUGUUUUUGUUUUCCUGUAACUAUCCUGCCGGUUUUGUAGAAGUUAAAUAAACAAAUUUUAAAAAGUGUUAAAAACUACACACAUGACUUCGGUUAAGGCAGCGUUUCUCAAUUUCAGACCUCGUGCCAACUGCUUUGCACAUUCUUUCUUUCAUCACUUCAGGCGUUUGUUGCAAUUUGAACGUAAGUACCCUGCAAUUCUGGAAUAGUUGACGGUUCAUUCUGCUGUGGCGACCCCUGAUAAAUAAGGAACUAAGGGACUGCUAUAGGGAAUACUACUAGGGGUGUCAAAAUUAAUUAGAUUAGAUUAGAUUAGAUUCAACUUUAUUGUCAUUACACAUGUACAAGUACAAGGCAACGAAAUGCAGUUUAGGUCUAACCAGCAGUGCAAUAGCAGCAAGUGCAGGAUACAGGUAUAAGUUAUAAAGUGCAGUUAUAGAAAAACUAUGGUAAUAUUUACAGAUGGAUGUACUAUCAACAUUAUAUACAGGUUGUAUUAGCUAUGAACAGAUUUACAAUAAAUGAAUAUAUGUACAGGAUGCUAUUAAUAAUCAGGAGUGUGCAGAUAAACAUAAUUACAAAUGUCCAUGUGCAGUGGGUAUGUACAGUUCAAUAAAUGAAUCAGUGCAAUGAAUAUGUGCAAACUUUAAAUGUGCAAAUGUUAAAUAGUGCAGUGAUUGUGAGGAGUAUAAG